CCACGGUGACCUGCCCCCAAUACCGAAUGGACUUCCAGUCCGAUUAACACCAAAAUUCUUCAGUCAACAACACGUCGUCUCUCUCUCUCUCUAUCUAAAGUUUCCCUCUCUUCGACUCUGCAAAUUCUAUCUCUCUCUCUCUCUCCAAAUUAGGGUUUCCAUAUACGAACAAACCCAGGAAAAUUACUUCUUGAAACCAAACCAGAGGAUCAAUUAAUCAAUCAAUUGUCCGUACGAAAUGGACGUAGCUUCCGGAGGAGGACCGGCACCAUUUCUUCUGAAGACUUACGACAUGGUGGAUGACUCAAACACCGACGAGAUCGUCUCCUGGAGUUCCAACAACAACAGCUUUGUGGUCUGGAACCCUCCCGAGUUCGCUCGCGUCCUUCUUCCCACCUACUUCAAGCACAACAACUUCUCCAGCUUCAUCAGACAACUCAAUACCUAUGGAUUUCGAAAGAUUGAUCCAGAAAGAUGGGAAUUUGCAAAUGAAGAUUUUGUGAAAGAUCAAAAGCAUCUCCUAAAGAAUAUACAUCGCAGGAAACCCAUUCACAGCCACAGUCACCCUCACGGUACUCCAGUUGACCAAGAGAGAGCAGCUUUUGAGGAAGAAAUAGAUAAGCUUUCACGCGAGAAAGUUGCACUUGAGAAAGCGGCAUGCGAGAAAGCUGCACUUUUAUCUGCUGCAAAGCUUCAGUUGGAAGACUCAACUCAGCGGGUAAAUGGUAUGGAACAGAGGCAAGAUAAGUUGCUGAACUAUUUAGAAACUGCAAUUCAGAACCAGAAUUUUGUUGAACAUCUUGCUCGGAAACUUGAAGCUAUGGAUUUUUCAGCAUAUAAUAAGAAAAGGCGUCUACCUCAAGUUGAUUACUCCCAGCCAGUUCCAGAGAACAGCUUUGUGGACAACCAUAGCAGCUCUAGGCCCGAGUUUGGGCACGUUUUCCACCAAGAUUUCUCAAACAAGUUAAGAUUAGAGUUAUCACCGUCUGUUUCAGAUAUUAACUUGGUUUCACAUAGCACACAGAGUUCCAAUGAAGAUGGGGGAAGCCCUCAAAGGAGACUAUCUGAAGGUUACCCAAAAGAUGCACAGAUGAGAGCUGGUGGGCUUCCGUUUGCCCCCAAAACAUUGGAGCUAUCAGACACUGGAACGUCUUUCAUGUUUAUGAUGGAUUCAACUUUGUCGCGCAAAGGAGGCAGUGGAAGUCCAAGACUGCAGUCCUUGCAGCAAAAUUUGACCUCUAAUGAAGAAGGUGAUGGCCAUAUUUCCUGCCAUUUAAAUCUUACACUGGCAUCUUCGCUGUCGCAGGUUGACAAUAGUCAAUCUUCAGCUAGGAUACAACUAGGUCAUGAAAUUGGUAAAUCUCCUGAGUUAAGAUCCAAUGUCAAUGGUAAGGUGACUGAUUUUAGAGUUUCCCCAAGUAACAGAGCCUUCUCUGAUGAUGAUGCAACUUUGUCUUCCUCACAAGAAGCACCAAUUAAGAUUCAAGGGCCUCCAGCUCCUCCUCCGGCACGAGUGAAUGAUAUGUUUUGGGAACAGUUCCUAACUGAAAGACCAGGCGCUUCUGACACCGAAGAGGCUAGCUCUAGUUUCAGGGCAAACCCCUAUGAUGAUCAAAAAGAUAGAUCAGGCUAUGUAAUGUCUGGAAACGCAAAGAACAUGGAUCAUCUUACUCUUUGAGCACCGCAGUUGCAGUCGAACCCAGUCACAGGUGUUUAAAGGCUGCUCCAGGUACUUUAUGUUUGUAAGAUACAUAUUCAAUCAGGUAUAAUAUUUAUGACUUCAUGUUAGACCAUUAUUUGGUUCAGUUGUGGUUGUCUUAAUGUGCCUAAAGCUUUGUUGUCAGUGGUAAUGUUCGUUUCUUUAACAACAAUUCUUCGGGAAUAAAGACUAGUUGACUUCUUGGGAUUGACACUUGCACUGGAAAGUAGCAUAUGGUUUUGGGUUGUAAAUUUCCAAUAAUUAAAUAGUUAAAAAAUAAUCAAUGAUUCUGAUUU
This is a messenger RNA of Camellia sinensis, 1995 nucleotides long. RefSeq names its product winged-helix DNA-binding transcription factor family protein (gene AT-HSFA5). Gene Ontology annotation, cellular component: nucleus. The record is from RefSeq and is a predicted model, not a curated record. NCBI's taxonomy places the organism in Eukaryota, Viridiplantae, Streptophyta, Magnoliopsida, Ericales, Theaceae. Gene Ontology annotation, biological process: cellular response to heat; regulation of transcription by RNA polymerase II. Gene Ontology annotation, molecular function: DNA-binding transcription factor activity; RNA polymerase II cis-regulatory region sequence-specific DNA binding.